GCCUCGGAGCGGAAGCCGCCGCGGCCCGGGUCCCCGCACCCAGCCUGCGCCCCGCCGCCGCCGCUGCCGCCCGGCCCGAGCAUGGAGACGGCGGAGAAGGAGUGCGGCGCCCUGGGAGGGCUCUUCCAGGCCAUCGUCAACGACAUGAAGAGCUCCUACCCCAUCUGGGAGGACUUCAACUCCAAGGCCACAAAGCUGCAUUCCCAGCUGAGGACCACUGUGCUGGCUGCUGUGGCCUUCCUGGAUGCCUUCCAGAAAGUGGCUGACAUGGCCACCAACACCCGAGGGGCCACGCGGGAUAUCGGCUCGGCGCUCACGCGCAUGUGCAUGCGCCACCGCAGCAUCGAGACCAAGCUGCGGCAGUUCACCAAUGCUCUCCUGGAGAGCCUCAUCAACCCACUGCAGGAGCGCAUCGAGGACUGGAAGAAGUCGGCCAACCAGCUGGACAAGGACCACGCAAAAGAGUACAAACGAGCCAGACAUGAGAUCAAGAAGAAAUCUUCAGACACGCUGAAGCUGCAGAAGAAAGCACGCAAAGGGAAAGGAGACCUGCAGCCCCAGCUGGACAGUGCCCUGCAGGACGUGAACGACAUGUACCUGCUGCUGGAGGAGACGGAGAAGCAGGCGGUGCGCCGGGCCCUGAUUGAGGAGCGCGGCCGCUUCUGCACCUUCAUCACCUUCCUGCAGCCUGUGGUGAACGGCGAGCUGACCAUGCUGGGAGAGAUCACCCACCUGCAGGGCAUCAUCGAUGACCUGGUGGUGCUGACCGCGGAGCCACACAAGCUGCCCCCCGCCAGCGAGCAGGUGAUCAAAGACUUGAAGGGCUCGGACUACAGCUGGUCCUACCAGACCCCACCCUCAUCGCCCAGCAGCUCCAGCUCCCGGAAGUCCAGUAUGUGCAGCGCCCCCAGCAGCAGUAGCAGUGCCAAGGGUGGCGGAGCCCCGUGGCCUGGGGGUGCCCAAACAUACUCACCCGGUUCCACCUGUCGCUACCGCAGCCUGGCACAGCCGGCCACCGCCAGCGCCCGCCUCUCCAGCGUCUCCUCCCACGACUCUGGCUUCAUCUCCCAGGAUGCCACCUACUCCAAGCCCCCCUCGCCCAUGCCUUCAGACAUCACCAGCCAGAAGUCCUCCAGCUCGGCGUCCUCCGAGGCCUCAGAAACCUGCCAGUCCGUCAGCGAGUGCAGCUCCCCUACCACGGACUGGGCCAAGGCCGGCCCCCACGAGCAGCCCUCAGGCACCACCCUGCAGCGGAGGAAGGACCGAGCAGAGCUCCUCCGAGACACAGAGCCAGGCCCGGCUAGCGGGGGCACCCUGGGCCCCAGUGGAGAGGAGGCCCCCCGACCCCGCAUGUCCCCUGCCACCAUCGCAGCCAAGCACGGUGAGGAGGUGUCCCCCGCGGCCAGUGACCUGGCCAUGGUGCUGACCCGCGGCCUGAGCCUGGAGCACCAGAAGAGCAGCCGGGACUCCCUGCAGUACUCAAGCGGCUACAGCACGCAGACCACCACGCCCUCCUGCUCCGAGGACACCAUCCCCUCCCAAGGUAGGCCCCGGGGCCGGGGCAGGCGGCUGGGCCUUCACAGGCCCCCAGGGCCCCAGGCCCACCGCAUCCCGUGUCCCCCAGGCUCUGACUACGACUGCUACUCAGUGAACGGGGACGCAGACGGGGAGGGCCCACCCGAGUUCGACAAGUCGUCCACCAUCCCUCGCAACAGCAACAUCGCCCAGAACUACCGCCGCCUGAUCCAGACCAAGCGCCCGGCCUCCACUGCGGGGCUGCCCACCGCUGGGCUGCCCACCACCUCGGGCGCACCCCCUGGCGUGGCCACCAUCCGCCGCACGCCCUCCACCAAGCCCGCCGUGCGCCGCACCCUCUCCAGCGCCGGCCCCAUCCCCAUCCGGCCGCCCAUCGUCCCCGUGAAGACGCCCACAGUGCCCGACUCCCCCGGCUACGUGGGGCCCACGCGGGCGGGCAGCGAGGAGUGCGUCUUCUACACUGACGAGGCCGCCUCGCCCCUGGCCCCGGACCUGGCCAGGGCCUCCCCGAAGAGGCUCAGCCUGCCCAACACAGCCUGGGGCGGCCCGUCCCCCGAGGCCGCCAGCUACCCGGGGCCGGGGGCCGGGCUGGCGGCCGAGGACGACGAGCAGCAGCAGCAGCAGCUGGCCGCCAACCGGCACAGCCUGGUGGAGAAGCUCGGCGAGCUGGUGGCAGGCGCCCAUGCCCUGGGCGAGGGCCAGUUCCCCUUCCCCACUGCCCUGUCGGCCACCCCCGUGGAGGAGACUCCCACCCCGCCCCCCGCUGCCACCAGCGACCCCCCGGCUGAAGACAUGCUGGUGGCCAUCCGGCGCGGGGUGCGGCUCCGCAGGACCGUCACCAAUGACAGGUCGGCGCCCCGCAUCUUGUGAUCCCACCCUCUGGCCCGGGCGAGGCAGGUGGCCUGGUCAGUGGGCAGCGGCCACUCAGAGCAGAGGCACAGGAGAGAGCAGAGCCAGGCAAGCUUUUUUUUUUUUUUUUUUUUUUUUUUUUUUUUUUUUUUUUUUUAAAGUCAUACGAGGCAAAGCUACUUUAUUGGAAAGAGACACCCAUCUUGGAUUUCAAGGUUUAAACAGGAAAUGACUUCUUUAACAAACCUCGCCAGGACGGAGCCUGCGGGCCUGGAACUUGGAUUUGGAGCCUGCUUCAGCCUUUGCUUGCCCACUCUGUCCCUCCUCUUCCUCCUUUCGGGCCCUGCCUUUUCCUGGUGUGAGUGAGCCCCAGAGCCACGCUCACCGCCCACAGCAGCGGGGCCGGGCCGGCCUCUCCCGGUCCCACCGGCCUGGCUGGGCCCGCAGUGCCACCGCUUAGCUAGCCUGGCCCGGCUUCUCACCAUCUCCCCAGGGACGGUGGCCUCGGGCUCUUCCGGAAUGCUAGCCCAUCCCGCCCUGACUGAGCCCCCUCCUCCUCCCUCCUUCGUCGUCUCAUCUCUCUGCCUCUCCAGGCUCCUCUCCGUCAGGGAGCAGGGCCGAUGGGGAGCAGCUGUGCAAGGGCCAGGGGCCCAACCGGCUAAGGUAUCUGGUUUGCUGAGAAAGCUCUACGGGAUGGCUGGCUGUUGGGGGCGGGGUGCGGGGUUGCAGCUGGGAGCCCAGACGCCGUCGCCGCCGUCAGGGAAGGGGGCCCGGGCCCAAGUCAAGCCUCUUGAGGAAGACAUGCAGGGGACCUGCUUGGAGGAGGCUGGGGACCCUGAAGCAGCAUCCCCUCCCCCCAGGGGUGGUUGGGGUUGGAGGCAGGGUGGGGCUGGGCAGCGGGGAAGGAGUCCAGAGGCUAGGGGUCACCUGGCCAGUCCCCCAGGAGCUGCUUUCGGAUGCCGUCGCCAUCCGGGCACGUGGUGACCAACCCUGGUGAGGGUUUCAGCCACCUCUGGGGCUGGCGGUGGG
Messenger RNA from Kogia breviceps (pygmy sperm whale), 3414 nucleotides. NCBI's taxonomy places the organism in Eukaryota, Metazoa, Chordata, Mammalia, Artiodactyla, Physeteridae. The record is from RefSeq and is a predicted model, not a curated record.